Molecule: messenger RNA, 4142 nt
Organism: Scatophagus argus
Lineage: Eukaryota; Metazoa; Chordata; Actinopteri; Scatophagidae
Gene: st6galnac
Product: ST6 (alpha-N-acetyl-neuraminyl-2,3-beta-galactosyl-1,3)-N-acetylgalactosaminide alpha-2,6-sialyltransferase
Exons: 10
Coding region: 403-1821 (472 amino acids)
Molecular function (GO): sialyltransferase activity
Source: RefSeq, a predicted model, not a curated record
UGACCAAUUGCCAGCAGCUGUUGCUCAUUUCACAAUGGUCCCGCCCAUACAGUGCUGGGGCUGGCAGUGCAGUCGCUCCACACCAGAUGAGCAGUAACCCAGAGGAAUAGAGGACUGUGUCUGCGCUACAGCCAUCAUGACGGAAAGACUGAAGCCACAGAACACACUCUGGUUGUGCUGAGAGAAGCCUGGAGUGGAGCCCAGCUCAUCCAGUUGUGGGCUAAUUAACCCCCCAUCCACCAUCACUGAUCCCGGCCUUGCCCCGCUGGUUGACCAGAAGACUGUCCUGUGGAGGACAGCACCCUCGCCUGCCUCCACCCUCUGCCUCCUCAUGUCCCCGCAGGUGGAGCAGAGUGCGGGGCGAGUGCUCUCGGCCUGCCUGUCACACGCACCUUGACGGGGAUGGCGCACCGGAGGAGGCUGGGGUUCUUUGUGGGGACUGUCUGCUCCCUGCUGGGUGUCUACAUCCUGGGUGUGAUCCUGGAGAGGCCGCAGUUCUGGUCCAUACCUCCCCUGAAACAUGGCUUCACACAGGAAGCGAGUGGCGGCUCCCGAGACUCCGAGGAGCCUGUUGACAGAAAGAGUAACAGCGACCGGUGGACUCAUCCGCCCCCGGCCUCCACCUUUCACCCAGAGCUCCCAGAGCUGGGUGCUACACAGACUUUAAAGACUCAAGGAGCCACAGAUUUCAGACCAGCAUGGAAAAAUUAUGUGGAUUUGUCAAAGUCCGGUUCCAGGUCCGAUGGCAUGGACAGAAGCAGGACCAGGGGCAGUACUAAAGGCCCCACGCUGAAGCCUCGGCAGCCCACACAGGCAGCCGGGCCGACAGAGCCUCCCUUCAUUGGAGACACUUACAUGAGUGAAGACAUCCUGCCACAAACAGCCUGCCCAGAUGGCAUCCAGAGUCAGGUCACAGAAUCUGAAUUUGGUGGGAAGUUUCUGAAGCACAUUCCGGUCCUGCAGUGGGCCCAACACGUCACUCGUGACCAGCACCAGCGCCUGAGCCGGUACCCUGGAGCGCAUGGCUGGGGGGGCAUCGACUACAACACACUAGUGGAAACUCUUUCUGUCCUCAACUCUUCUGCUAACUGGCAGAUGUUGGACGACUGGAAGGAUCACAGAAAUAAGUCGGAGUGCACCCGCUGUGCUGUGGUGGGCAACGGUGGGAUCCUGAAGGGUUCAAAGAAAGGGAAGGAGAUUGACGACCAUCAUUAUGUCUUCAGGACUAACGGGGCAAUCAUUAAGGGCUUCGAGGAGGACGUGGGUUCUCGGACCACCCACUACACCUUCUCCACCAACACACUGAUGAACUCCAUGAGAAGCUACGCAACUGUCGGGUACAGAGGACCUCCUCUGUCCAAGGAAACGCGAUACGUUUUUCUGCCAGAUCACGACCGUGACUACCUGCUGAUGAAGGCUGCAGCGACACACACUCUGGUGGAGAGGGGGCCUGAGCAGGCCAAAGAUCCAUCCAAGUACUUUGGAGAGGACGUGUCGGCAGACAAGUUGAAAAUGUACCAUCCUGAUUUCAUCCGUUACCUCAGAAACAGAUUCCUUCGUUCUAAUGCUCUGAACACCAGAUAUAAGGACAUUUACCGUCCGUCUACAGGAGCUGUUAUGCUGUUGGCUGCCCUGCACACUUGUGACAAGGUGAGUGCAUAUGGCUUCAUGACCCCAGAUUACAAGAACUACUCUGACCACUACUACGACAACAGCUACCACCCAGUGGGCUUCUUCAUCAACCACGACCUGCGCAUGGAAAUGGCUCUAUGGCAGCAGCUGCACCAGGCGAGACUCAUACGCCUCUACAUGCGCAAGUAAACUCAGAUCGACCAGAAAUGACGUCAUCCCGCCCUCGCAUGAGCAUUUGGAGCGUGGUUACCUGAAAAAUGACGACUCCGCCUGCCUGGUCUCAGAAUGACACUUCAUGACUCUCUGAACUGAGAGAAAGUAGCAAAGGUUGGAGAGAACAAGAACUUCUUUAAAAGACAUUUCCUCUGAUUGUUCAGGAUGGAGAUUUGUUUUUAUUUAUCAGAAUUUUAUUUUUCUUUCUCCCAGAGACCAUGUCUUGGUAAUUUGUGAAAAUAGGUCCAGACAUGUUGUUUAAAACCAGACUAAAUUACAUCAAGAAGAUUUCUGUCAGUGUAGGCGAGUCAGUUGUCGGAUGGAUUGUCAUCAGAUUUGGUAAAACAUUCAAAGUCUUCAGAGGAUGAAGUUUCAGUUUGCCCAAAACUUAAUGAACAAAUAUCAAAAACAAAAGUGCUGACAUUCCCGUCAGCCUCUGCUACUUUGUUAAUUUGCAAAUGUUAGCAUGCUAACAUGGAAACCUAAGAUGGUGAAUACAGUAAAUAUUGCACCUAAACACCAGCACUGUCAUAGUUAGCAUUUAACUCCAAACAAUUCACCUCUGGACAAUCCAGUACUUAUUUAUUUCUGAUUUCACUUGUUAGCAAACUGCUUCAGAUUAGCAAAAGUAGCAAAGUAAGGUUAUUUAAACUGAGUGACUAUAUGGAUAGCAUUGCAAGUAAGUUUACAAUAUUGUUGUGUGGCGGUUCUCGUUCUGCUGACGUUGUGGGAAUGCAGCAUUAGCUAAAAGCACCACAGUUAACACAGCUGCUGUUUGACACAGUUCCCAUAAUUAUCUUUUCUUCCUCUUUUUCUUACAUUUGUCAUAGUUCCUCUGACAGAAUUGGAAAAAAAACCCCCAAAACAACAGGUUUUAGAUAAAUAGUCUACCACUAAGAUUGUUUUUUAUUGAUUCUUAUUUGCCACAUUAUUUUAUUUUAUUUAUUUACCCUCAGAGAAUUGAAAAUAAACUCAAGCUUUAAAGUAUUAGUAUUUUAGAGGUAGAGGUUUGUUGUAUUUGAUGACAAAAUAUGAAAAAGUCACGUGCCAUCCACAAGGCCAGGUGGCUAUAUUGCUAAAGCUGUUAGCAAGCUAAUCACACAAGAAUGGCAAAGUGGAACCAAAAUUUCCCUUGGCUAACAUGCUAACUAGACAUCUGUGAGUGCUAACACAUUACACAAUGUAAAAGAUAUCUUUAGGAAUGCUCGAAUCCAUAUUUAAAUUUGAUUAAUGCCGCUGUUAAGGUUGAGUACAGCAACAUUUAAAGGCCUACAUUUUAGAGUGUAGUUACAAGCUCUUCUCUCAUACUGAUACUGAGUACUGAUUGAGAUGUUACUGAAACAAACACUCUUCAUCCAUUUUAGCCCAGCUGAUGUGUUUUGACCUGCAAAUCACCAAAGCCAUGAUUACUGGGAUGACUUUACAGCAUAGCAAACAAUCACUGAGUGACUGAGUUGGAGUGGAGUUUCUUGUUGGUGUGAUACAGCAUGUUGACAAGGAACAAGACUGCAAUUGAGUUGGCCACUUACUUAAAAUAUCCCUGCCCUAAAUAGACAGUGAGAGCACUGCUGGCAGUGGCCAACGUCUAUGCUGACAUUUAACGUCUUCUUACAAGGGUCUGUAUGUUCAUUUUCCUCUGGGAGUUAACAAAAAGCUCACUGGGGCAAAUAUUUGAACCUGAAAGUGACUUUAGUUUAAGGGAAUUAAAUUAUUUUUUUCUCUGUUCUUAAUAUUUUGAGCACACAAGUGUACUUUUGUUUUUACAAAGUGCCACGCUGUGAUGACGUGAACACUGUGUCGGCUCAGCUGGACUUUUGGUGCCUUUUACUGUGAAUCGGUAGUCUGGAUGGAGCGUUAUGAAGGGGAAAUUUCUUGACUUUUUCACAACAACGUUAACGUGGAGGUGAGCGGCUCCUCCCCGUGUUUGCCGAGGACUCAUCUUGUGCAAUCUGUUAUCUGUUGUACUCUGUGAGCUGUGACCUUGAAGGGGGAAAAUUUAUUAGGCUUUAUUUUUGCCGCUCAUGUCAAACACGACUGACACAUCGUGUGCUCAGUGACAUAUUACUGAAAUAGAUUCGUUUUUUUACUGUAGGUCUGAGGAGGGAGAAGAAAAGAAACCAAAGACACACUGCAAAUCAGGGAAUAUUUAAACUUUUUUAAUAAUAUCAAAUUAACGCAUAUUCAUUUACAACUGAAAUACUGGAUCAUAUUUUUCCAAAGCGUAAGAGAAAAAGGGGAGAUGUUUAUAGUGCAAUUCUUUUUAAUUUUGACUGUAUAAAGGAAAACUGUGAUUUUUA